GCCGCCAUCUUUGUUGAGGGCAGUCGGCAGCCGUGGGAGGGAAGAGGCGGCGGCAGCAGGAGAUGCCCAAGUCGUGUGCGGCCCGGCAGUGCUGCAACCGCUACAGCAGCCGCAGGAAGCAGCUCACCUUCCACCGGUUCCCAUUCAGCCGCCCCGAACUGCUGAAGGAAUGGGUGCUGAACAUCGGCCGAGGCAACUUCAAGCCCAAGCAGCACACGGUCAUUUGUUCGGAGCAUUUCAAGCCCGACUGUUUCAGCGCCUUCGGCAACCGCAAGAACCUGAAGCAGAACGCGGUGCCCACGGUGUUUGCCUUCCAGGACACGGCACAGCUGGUUAGGGAGAACACAGACCCUGCUGGUCAGAGGAGUGAUGCACAGGCACCGCCGGGGCAGGACUUCUCAGAUGCAGGGGCUGGGGAAUACACCCCAGGAAGAAAGAUGGAACUUCCACUUGACAAGCACCAGCUAUCCCCAGAUGCUGAGGCUUCUGAGAAAGAGGUCUCCUCUUACAGGACAGAAGAAGUCUCGUCCCGCCUCUUGCCCACCAGUCCUCCGAGGCAGAAAGGUUCAUUUCCCCUCCCAGCAUCAGAUCAUAGCUAUGCCCUACUGGACUUAGACGCUUUAAAAAAAAAACUCGUGCUCACACUGAAGGAAAAUGAACGGCUCCGCAGGAGGCUAAAGAUACAGAGGGUGGCGAUGAGAAGGAUGUCCAGCCGCCUUCAGGCUCUCCAGGAGGAGAAGAGGCGACAGAAAGCCGUACAGAGAGAAGAAGAGCGACCCGUAGCCUGAGCCCACAGAGCUCCCUCCUCAGAAGAUGGACAGCGGCCCGUAGCUUCUUCCAGGGCCCCACUGCCACCAGCAAGGUGCUUUCAGUACUUUGGGAAGAAAGACUAGCAACCCAGGAUGUGGCAGAGGAAGGAGUGUUGGGGCAGUAAAGUAAGCAGAGGGAAAAAACCUCCCUGCCGUGUUGGGUCAGAAUGAGGAAGAGUCUCAAACAGAUUGAGUAUGAUUCCAUCCCACUGUUUUCUUGAGGUAAACCUUCCCUUAGGAUUAGUGAGUGUAUGAGGAGAUACCAGUGUGACCUAGGCUGGAAGAAGGAUGCUUUAAUUCAAGGGGAUUAGCUAGACAUGAUGGUGGAAGGGAAAACCAGGUGGAUCUCUUUUGGAAAGCAUGGAGAGAUCCCGAGAGUAGUAUUUUCUGAGGCUACUCCCAACCCACCAUGGAGUCUCCUGCCUCAGCAGGCACACAGAGGUCUGUCUGGGUUGGGUUUGCCGGCCUGCCAUUGCAAAGUGGCAUAGAUUGGACUCAUAUUCCUGCGCCUCCCGCAAGGACUUUGCAGGUUUCCACCCUUUGCUAAAUAGGAAUCAUGAGCUUGAGUUCCCCUCCUUGCUCAAUCCAGGCUAUUGUGGACAUGGGAAGUCUCAAAACUGUUUCACUUUAUACCUUAUAAAGUGGUGGAUGGGGCAGAUACCUCUGACAAAAAUAUUUUAUUAAAAACCCCCAGCACAGUUGAUUGCCCACUGAGACUUCACGAUCCUUGGACCAGGGUGAUGUUCGAUGCUGUGACAGCCUCUUCCUUCUGUCUGUGCAUGCUGUGCUUUGUGUUAACAUCAGUGCCCUCUCUGCAAUAUGGCCUUGUGGGAGGCUGGAGGAAGCAAAAAUCUGCCACCAAGCAUGUGGGGACAAUGUGGUUCAAUUAGAGGGCUGAAAUAAACUGGGAAGGAGCCUUCAAUGAAACCACUGGCCCUUUCCAUGGUCGUGCUUUUGAAAAACAGUCCCAGCUCCAGCUUUCAGAAAGGGUUUAUUAUUGACAAUACAGUGCCUUCUGUACAACCAGCUUCAAACAAAAUGAAGAAAAUCGGUACCUGCAAGAACCAUCUGCAGCAAAGGGGACAAUGGGCUGCUUUAGGUCAAAGAGUCACUAUUCGGCAAAGUUUAUUGCACAAUUUGUAUUCUGGGAAACAUUGUAAAAGUGGGCAUGGAUGUCACAGAAUUAGACAAUCUAGACUGUUUUGUAAAAAUCUGGGGGAGGGAUCAUUACUGAUUAUUCUGAUGCCAAAGCCCAGGCACAGAGAGAGAGCUUGAUUCUAGUGGGGGGACAGAAGGCUGGGCCCCUGUUGCAAAUCAAACACCUGCUCAUGAAACUGCACUUGGGAAAGAGCCACAUGACCCUCCAAGGAGUACAGGAACCAGGCUGAUCCCACAACCAAGACCACAGGCCUGUCUGCUCAUUGGCUGACUACUACAGGUAACUUGGAAGACCAUUCAAGUGGAUCCUAGUCCCUAACACCUGCCUCCACAGAACAGGCAGGUAAAAAAAAAGGACCUUCUAGAGCAGAAUCACACCACCUAAGGGAAGGAGUCAUCCCCAUUUAUCUCAAGCGAGGAGAAUGUGCCCACUGGGUGUGCCCUGGGAGAGUCCUGGAGGAAGCCCCACCCUGCUCACUCCUCUGGGAAGCCAUGGUCACUCCAUUUGGCACCUCUCUACAACUCUGGCCAGUUUUCUCCCCAAUCAAGCUAAUGUUUCUCCCUCAUCUCUCUGUGGCCUUCUCCUUGUCCAUUAAGUGGGCAGUGGUCCCAGUUCUCAGCCAGAGUGGUGAAAACAUGGGAAGGACCCGUGUUUUCCAUGCAAUGUUUGGGGGAGGAGGGUAAAGCUAGUUACACUGGGAGAAAGCCAAAUCCUGGGCCUAGGGAUCACAAUUUUAGUGGUAAUUCUAAAGACAAAUGUAGUGGGAAAGGCAGAGAUGUCUUCCAGAUACAUUAGUUGUUCUCAGGUAACAAGCAUUCAGUAAAUUCAGACCCAUCUGUCUCCAAAUCCCCUUUUCAGCCAUCACAAGACGUGGAGAUUGUCGGGAGGAAUCUUGUAUGGACUUUCACUCAGUUGAUCGUCAGGAGCACACCAUGGCCUCUGUUCUCCAUUUGGUUUGCAGGAAGCCCCCAGAAGUAAGGGGAGGGUGCAAUGUCCCAUACGCACCUCAGGAAAGAACCCUGAAAUUUGGGGUUGGUGGGCCACUGUCAGCUCAGAUGCUGGAGGACCUGCUAGAAGGACACAGGGCUCUGUGCCCCGGGGCCCUCUUCCCACUAGGGCCACACUCUGUGUCCACAGGCUCCUCGAGGAAACAGACAUCUUGUCAGCUUUGUGGUUCCAACCAAGGGCAGCACUGCCUUAGUACUACAGUACCCAUGAAAGCUGGGGUGUUCAUGUGUCCCUUCACAUAAUUGGUAAAUGACCUUCUACAGGAAUAAUACAAAAUAAAAACAUCUGUAGGUUUCUGUUUC
This is a messenger RNA of Trichosurus vulpecula (common brushtail), 3278 nucleotides long. RefSeq names its product THAP domain containing 3 (gene THAP3). Lineage: Eukaryota; Metazoa; Chordata; Mammalia; Diprotodontia; Phalangeridae. The coding region runs from base 63 to 788 and encodes 241 amino acids. The record is from RefSeq and is a predicted model, not a curated record. The transcript has 5 exons.